GUCAACCGGGAAAGACGCGUGCUCGGCUUUCCCGUCGGUCGUAACGCACGUGCGUGGUCACGCGUGAUCUUACGAGUCGAACAAGUGGUUCCCACCCUCUCAGACUUCGCAUCGUGACCGACGUUGCACCCUUGAGCACCGUGCACGCUCAAAAAACAUUUCCCUCGACAGUUCGAAGGAAAACGAGCUGCAUCCCAUAAACAAUCGUCGCUUCGACGGAAGAAAGCAUUCGUAUCGAUUUCCACGAGUCGCCAACGUUGUUUACGAGUGGAAAUUCACAAAUUUUCCUUCUUCCGUGACUGUUUUAAACCGUUACGCAAUGAGCUAGAAGAAUGUGUUCCGAGUGCAAGUGCAGCUUAAAUCGAAUCUUCGCCGCGGUGAUCCCGAUGCAUCCAUCAAUUCAAAUGUCGCGAUUAUAGAAAGACGGUCGCGAGAAAGAUGAAUCCAAACGAAGUCCAGGAACUCCCGUGAGAGAAGUGCGGGAUAAAAAUGGAGUUCUGCAAACGAUACAAGCUUCUGCACGUUCUGCCGAGACCCGGAAGGCGAAUCGUUUGGUCGUGGCGAACGGAGAACGGGACGAUCGUCAGGAUCGCUGGGAACGAUGCGUCGAACGACUGCCCGGUCGAGGUGGUUAACGUUUUCAUCCCCGCGAUCGCCAUUUUGCUGGCGUUGAUCGUCUUCUUUAAAGGCAGAUGCGGCAGGAAACUUAAAGUAUCUAGGGAGCUCCUCUCGUUUCACACGAUCAGGACACUGUUGUGCAUGUUGAUCUUGCUGGUCCUUUUCCUGGAGGUCUGCGAGUCCUUUCUGACGACCACAUCCUUGUCGUCCAUUUUCACGAUUUUAGCGGUCCUCUGCUGCUGGAUCCUUCAUCGGCAAACAGAAAUCAACGGAGGCUACGGGAUCGCCUUUUCGGCGGGAAUCUUCGCCGCCAUUGGCUUGGCGCGAGCUUGGAAAUGCACAUACUUAUCUGGAUACGGUUUAUCCAUCGGACACGUUCGGUUGACGACCGGCGCGGCGUCCGCCAUUUUGUGCGGCUCCUUCGCCGUUCUGGAUUCCUACACGUUCUAUCUGACGACGAGACGCAGAAGAAGGUACUUGAUCAGACAGGACUUGGACGGAGCGAGGACCGUUUACAGGCACUCCGGGGCGCCAUUCAUCAGCAGAAUCACCUUCCACUGGGUGAUCAAUCUGUUGUCCAAGGGAUACGCCGCUCCUUUGGAGUCCCAGGACCUCGGGGAACUGCCCGUCGAAGAGUCCGCUGCGCGACAGUUCGAGAAGUUCAGAAGGGUUUACGAUCAGGAGAGGGGCAAAGCGAGAUUGUCCCUUUGGCGAUGUUUCUGGAAACGAGUAUGGCUCCCGUUCGCUGUCGGGGGCUUGCUGAAGCUGCUGGGAGACGCGACCACCCUUGUCGGUCCGAUGACCAUUUCGAAAAUCUUGGAUUACGUGUCUGCGUCUCAAAACGGAACUGUUCAUCGAUAUCAUCGGAGCGCCAUGACGUUCUCCGAGGUUCUCCAAAAUGGCUACUUCCUCGCUCUGCUCGUGUUCGUGUUCGCGUUGCUGCAGAGCACUCUGAGCCAGGCCUCCACUCACGUGCUCUGCGUCGAAGGAAUUCGUUUGAAAACUUCCCUUCAGGCGUUGUUGUACGACAAAGCGUUGCGCCUUUGCUCGUGGAGCAUAGACGACGACUGCGAGAAAGACGGUGAGCAACAGAAGAGUCAACAGACCGCUGACAUGGGGACCCUAACGAACCUCGUCUCCGAGGAUGCUUAUAAUCUAAUGAGUUUCUUCUGGAUUGGGCAUUACACUUGGGCCAUACCGUUGAAGAUCACUGUCAUCGUGUUCCUUCUCUACACGAAGCUAGGCAUCAGUGCCAUCAUCGGCGCGCUUUGUUGCAUUCUACUGGUUACCCCUAUGCAAUUGCUUCUUGGGAAGAAAAUGUCGGAGAACUACAAGUCCAUUACAAAUAGAAGCGAUGCGAGGCUUCGUCUGGUCAACGAGGUGCUCCAGGGGAUGAAGCUGGUGAAACUCCGAGCCUGGGAGGACAUUUUCGAGAAGAAGAUCAGAGGGACGAGGAACGAGGAGCUGAAGAUGCUGGACAAAGACUCCUUCUAUUGGACUCUCAUCAAUUUUCUCUCGCAUGCUUCUUCGGUCCUCACCACGCUCUUCACGUUCGGAGCCUAUUAUUGGUUGGAGGAUCGUAGUCUGGAAGCUGGCAACGUUUUCGCGAGUUUGGCCCUGUUCUCGCAGCUCACCGUGCCUCUUCUGAUCUUUCCUGUGAUGAUACCUAUCAUCAUCAAUGCUAUGGUGUCUACAACCAGAAUGGAAGACUUCCUUCAGCUCCCAGAAAUGGUGAACGUCCUGCCGGAUCCCAGCGACGGCAGGUCCGACAACAUCGACAACACGUCCUCGCGGACCAAUUCCAUGGACGAAAACACUGCAGCAUCGACGAAGGUGCACAGCGCAGCGACCUUCGGAUCGUUAGACAACAUCGAGGAGGACGAGGAGGACGGACAGUCCUGCGGUUUCAGGGAAUACAACCCCGAUAUCGGCUCCUCUACGGACACAGUGUUCGAGAAAGAUCCUGUGAUUCCGGUACUCCGAAUGGAGUCCUGCGUGUUCUCCUGGGGCUCCGAAGAAGGACAGCUGACGAUCCGGGAGCUCAGCUUUCCUAGCGGUCAACUGACGAUGAUCGUUGGAAAGACGGGAAGUGGAAAGACCUCUCUGUUGUUAGGGAUGUUAGGCGAGAUCCAGAGAACCUCGGGAACCGUCGAAUGGAUCAAGGGAUCGAGGAUAACGUAUGUAGCUCAGAGACCCUGGCUACUAAACGCUACCUUAAGGGACAACGUCCUUUUCGGCUCGGCUUACAAGCCGAGGAGGUAUCGAAGCGUGUUGAAGGCUUGCGCGUUGUUGCCGGAUGUCGAGAUACUUCCUGGCCACGACUUCACGCGGAUCGGCGAGAAGGGGAUCAAUUUGAGCGGAGGUCAAAAGCAGAGGGUUGCUAUAGCUAGAGCGAUUUACAGUGACGCGGACGUUGUUAUCAUGGAUGAUCCUCUGUCCGCGUUGGAUCACCAGGUUGGCCAGCAGAUCUUCGAUCAGGGAAUCCGGAAGCUUCUUCUAAGAAGCGGGCGCACUGUGAUCAUGGUCACUCAUCGGUUAGAAUUGUUGUCCACUGCUCAUCAAGUGAUCGUGAUGGACGACUGUCAAGUCAGAGCUACAGGCACGAAGGCUACCAUCGAGAAUUCGUAUCCGGGCAUUGCUAGUGAAUGGAGGGAAGCUGCGACGAGACACCACGACGAACGUCGACCUCACAGACCUGCCAAGGACUGGUGGUCCCUGCUUAGACUGGUUUCUAGAAUCGGCAUCAACGUGAGGAGCAAACAAGCCACUGAUGGCUCGUGGAUCACUGAACAGGGAGCUCACGUAAAUCCACCGGUUUUCGUGCCGCUCAGAAUGCAGAGAACCACCCUUUCCGGGUCGAGAUACCUGGCCCCCGACCUCACGGACCUCCCAGUGUCCACGGAGGAGUGGAACGUCGCGAAAAAGCAAUCGAAGUCCCAUCGAAACGCCGCUAGGUCGAGCAGUCUACAGCCGCAAAGGCGACCACCGCCCGUCCUCCGUCAAAGUAGCACUCCAACGAUGCUCGAGAGCGGAAACAUUAUACCUAGGAAGAGGAACAACACGUUCGUUGGGGAACAGACAAGUGGUGUAUUCAGGCAGAUAUUCUCUGGCAGAAUUGUCAGUCCACACCCUGACGAAAUGAACAGAGACAAGAGCGUUCUCCGUAGGUUGAUGCCGUCCAAUUCUAGCAAACAGAUGCAGUACAACAUCAAAAGAUCCAAUCGAAUACAAGAGGACAAUCACCUCCCAGUGGAAAGAUUAAUAUCAGUGGAAUCCAAGGGAACCGCGGAUACCAGUGACACCGAAGAAAAGUGCUACGAUGUAGAGGACCACGAUGAAUCCCUUUACGAAGACAAUAGCGGAAUGGUCACUAGAAUGAUUUGCAUGGAUUACUCGAAAGCUGGGGGAUGGAUACCUGGCCUGAUUUACGUGGGCAUGGCAAUUCUCUGUCAGAUCGUCCGCGUGUACACGGACCUCUGGCUCAGCCGAUGGACGGACCAGGAAAGGGACACUUGGACUCGUGGAGAGCAAAACAUGACGUGGUUCUACUUCAGGGUCUACCUGAUCCUCUCCGCAGCCUCCAUACUUCUCUCUUUCGCGUGCAAUGCAGUUGGACAAUGGACAGGAGCUAGAGCGAGAAGAAAACUCCACGAAGAAGCGAUCUGCAGGCUUCUAAGAGUACCUCUGUCGUUUUUCGAGUGCAAUCCCGUGGGGAAAAUUUUGAACAGAUUCAGCGCUGACAUAGGUGUCAUCGAUAAGAAAAUAUCCACGUCGAUCCAAAGGCUGACCUUCUUCGUUCUGCUGUGCGGUUCGGCGAUGACAGUGAACGUGAUCAUUUCGCCGUGGUUUCUCGUCGCUGCUCUGCCAACUUGCGCCGUCUACUAUCUCGUCCAAAGGUUCUACAGGCGAAGCGCGAGGCAUCUGCAGCGUCUGGACGGCAGUACUCGUUGGCCAAUCGCGACUCACUUCUCGGAAACCCUGAGCGGCCUCGCCACGUUGAGAGCAUCGAAGCAAGAGAAUCGAUUCAUGGCCCAGGCUACGAAGUGCUUGGACACCAACACGAACGCUUUUCUGCUGUUGAACGCGAGCAGUCGGUGGUUGGGGAUCGCUUUAGAUUAUUUGGGCGCCAUUAUAGUGGUCACGGCAACGUUCGCCGCGUUAAUAUCCGCAGAGCUCUAUCCAAACCGGGUGACACCUGCUCUAGUCGGUCUGGCGAUUAAUUACACUCUCCUGGUGCCAAUUUAUUUGAACUGGGUGGUGAAAUUCACCGCGGAGAUCGAGAUGUACAUGGGCAGCGUUGCCAGGAUAUCCGCUUACAGUCACGCAGACAUUGAGAAUUAUCAAGAGGAAGGAUUCCAAGUGCCCGAAGACUGGCCAAGCAAAGGCGAAAUCGUCUUCGAUAACGUUUCAUUGAUGUAUUACUCGCAAAGAGAACCGGUGAUUACUAAUUUGACUUUAAAGAUUCCUGCAGGCCAAAAGAUCGGCGUUUGCGGGAGAACCGGAAGCGGCAAGUCCUCCACAAUGAUGUCCCUCUUUCGAUUAGUGGAAAUCAUUGAAGGUACAGUUUUGAUCGACGGAGUGGACAUUCGCCAGGUGCCUUUGAGGCUGCUCCGCUCACGACUUUCAGCGAUUCCUCAGGAUGUGAUCAUGUUCGGUGGUACCAUUCGGGAGAACUUGGAUCCACUUUCCGAGCACGAGGACCAAGAACUUUGGACCGCGUUGGAGGUGGCGCAGAUUAAGGACACGGUAGCUGCACACCCUGAAGGACUCAGCUUCGAGGUGCGAGAAGGUGGGGAAAAUUUCUCUUCGGGGCAGCUGCAGUUGCUCUGCAUGGCCCGCGCGAUGCUCCGGAAGUCCUCGAUCGUCGUUCUCGACGAGGCGACCAGCGCGCUCGACGCGGCCACCGAGAAGUCACUGCUGAAAACGGUUUCGACCGCUUUCGAGAACCGAACGGUGAUCGUUAUCGCGCACCGGGCGGCCGCUCUGCUCGAUUGCGACCGAAUAAUCGUCUUCCACGAGGGGAGGAUCGUCGAAGAAGGCUCGCCAAUGGAACUGUCGAGGCAACGAGACGGAUUCUUCGCGAAUAUGCUGAAAUCCAGCAAACGCAAAGAAGAAGAAAGUGUGAAACGAGUCUGCCUGCGACAUGAACAGGACGAGGACUACGCGAUGAGGUUCUCGUGUUUCCCGAGGCCGAACAUCAUGGGACAGAGGGGUAGCAUCAAUCUCGCCCCUCUGCCUAGGAAUGACGAGUCGAACAACGUCGUUGGUAUCAGUAUAAACGGAAGUACGAAGAGUCCAGUGGUGUCCAGCUAUAAGCAACCUGGGGAACCAGAUCUGAGCCAUGGCGUGAUACGUCCUUUACCUACCGCCACUGUGACUAAUGGUACGGGACCACCCCUAAACUCCGGUGGCAAAAGCAAAGCACCGCCUCCACCCCAACGAAGCCCCAGUCCUCUUCCCACGCACCCAGAAACCGAUCAAGAGGAUCACAGCAAUCUAAAUGACUCUGAUCAGCCAGUCAACAACCCCAGGGGCGGCGUUAUCGGCAGAACACCGACGCCACCCUCUGCGCCAACCCCCGUUUACGACAAGGACACCAAGAGCAGACGACAAAUCAAGAGAGCCAUUUUGGAGAACGAGUUCCUCGGUAAUCUUGAAGAGAAUCAGGUGGAGGCUGUGGUGUCCGCGAUGUACCCGAAGCAGAUACCACCGAGUACAUUGGUGAUUCGAGAAGGAGACAUAGGGUCGCAUCUUUACGUCUCGGCGGAGGGUGAGUUCGACAUCUAUCAGGGCAACAAGUUCCAAAGAAGCUUCGGCCCAGGCGUCGCCUUCGGAGAGAUCGCUCUGCUUUACAAUACGAAACGACUUCGUUCCAUCAGUGUGAAGAAAGGUGGAAAGGUCUGGGUGCUCGACAGAUCCGUGUUCCUCACUAUCAUGAUGAGGACAGCCCAGGAGAGGGUGGAAGGCAACGUCCGGUUCCUCCGGCAGGUCUCCGUUCUCCAGAAGCUGCCGGAACCUAAGGAUCAUCUGCUCGCUAAGAUCUCCGAUCUGAUACGCGUGGAAUUCUUCUGUUCCGGUGCCAAGAUCGUGACGCAAGGGGAGAAGGGUGACAAAUUCUACAUAAUCAGCGGAGGGAACGUCAGGAUCACGAAGAACACGGAGUACGGGGGUGAAGAAGAGUUGGUGGUGCUCGGGAAAGGUCGGUACUUCGGUGAGAAGGCUCUUUACGACGACGAAGGUGACAAUCGACGGCACGCGAACGCCAUAGCCCUCGCACCUGGGGUCGAGUGUCUGACGCUGGACCGAACUUCCUUCUUGAACUACCUGGGAGGUCUCGACGAGAUACGGAACAAGGACUGGGUGGAGGAAUACGAGAAGCAGAAGAGGUCCCUAACGCCCAGGAACUGGACCCACGAGUACUCGAAUAUCACGCUGGCUGAUUUAGAGACGAGGGGUACUUUGGGGGUAGGAGGAUUCGGCAGAGUCGAGCUGGUCACUCUGAAGUCGGACCACGAGAAGAGCUUCGCGUUGAAGAAGCUGAAGAAGAAGGUGAUGGUCGAGCAACAGCAACAGGAACACGUGUUGAACGAGAAACACAUUAUGCAGGCCUGCGAUUCGUCGUUCAUAUGCAAACUCUACCAAACGUACAAAGACAGCAAAUACGUUUACUUCUUGAUGGAAGUUUGCCUCGGCGGUGACGUGUGGACGGCGCUUCAGAAGAGGCGAUACUUCGACGACGUGACCGCGCAAUUCAUGGUUGGAUGCGUGGUGGAGGCUCUCGAUCAUCUUCACUCGUUGAACAUCGUUUAUCGGGAUCUGAAACCGGAGAACCUUAUGCUGGACUCUCGUGGAUACUUGAAGCUUGUUGAUUUCGGGUUCAGUAAAAAGAUUGGACCAUCCAAGACUUGGACCUUCGCUGGCACGCCUGAAUACGUGGCGCCGGAAAUUAUAUUGAACAAAGGACACGACAGGGCGGUGGACUACUGGGCCCUUGGAAUACUGACUCACGAGCUGCUGGUCGGCAAACCACCUUUCCGAGGCACGGACCACAUGACCACUUACAACAAGAUUCUGAAAGGUAUUGACGUGGUCGGUGUACCGAACAUUGUCACCAAAAAUGCGAACAAUCUGAUCAAGAAGCUUGUUCGCUUGAACCCCUCGGAACGUCUCGGUUACCAGAGAAACGGUAUUCAGGAUAUUCGAGAUCACAAAUGGUUCCAUGGAUUCAAUUGGCAGGCCUUGCAAAGAUUGGCUUUACCAGCGCCGAUCGUUCCUACGGUGCGAAGCCAAGUCGAUACGAGGAAUUUCGAGAGGUAUCCGCCGGAACGUAAUAUUCCUCCCGACGAGACCUCUGGAUGGGAUGUGGACUUCUAACGAGCGAUCGUACAACGAUCGUACAACGCAAUCUAAUGUGCCUUAACCGUCAAUUGAAUGAUAACAGCGUCGACCACCGGAAGUCGUAUAAAAAAACUUCGCCGACUACUCGAUUAUUCGAUAUCUAAUUGAUUACCGCGAUGGAAUGUAACAAUUCAGCUUUGUGUUCGAGCUCCUCAGCCGACCUACAUCAAGACAAAAAUGAACUGUAAUCGAAAACUUUUACGCCGAUCGAAAUCCGAAUGAUACUCCGCGACGAUAUCGAUAUUUAUAACCCUCCAAUGUUACUUGAAUUGAGAAUAAAUUUAUACUUGAGUUAAUAAAAAAGAAAUCUAUGGUAGAGUUUCAUUCUAUGAUCCUUCGCGGAUCCUUCGACAGUGUACGUGACAAUUAACAUGUACGUUCAAUUGGUAUUACCCUGUCACACAAUGAACUAGAUGAAUGAUUUCCCGAUAACUGGGAAGAAAAAUGCAUUGCUAGAUUGUACAUCAGCCGUCAAUGAUAACGUAUUUAUCAACUACAGAUGUUAUUACCGAUUAAUCAUAGUAGGAUUCAUCGGAGAUAAGAUUGAACGAAUUGCAAUAGUUGGCAUUAAACGGCAGUACGCCAUCAAUUCUUAACGCGUUGAUCGCAAGAAAAUAAUAGCCGGACGUCAUUCGCGAUUUGUGCUUGUCAAAUCCGAUGGACUAUCCCUGAAGGAGUCGCUCAUUGAGAG
Molecule: messenger RNA, 8707 nt
Organism: Nomia melanderi (Alkali bee)
Lineage: Eukaryota; Metazoa; Arthropoda; Insecta; Hymenoptera; Halictidae
Source: RefSeq, a predicted model, not a curated record